This is a messenger RNA of Cannabis sativa, 1723 nucleotides long. Its product is annotated as F-box protein At2g17036. The transcript has 4 exons. The coding region runs from base 243 to 1535 and encodes 430 amino acids. The record is from RefSeq and is a predicted model, not a curated record. Lineage: Eukaryota; Viridiplantae; Streptophyta; Magnoliopsida; Rosales; Cannabaceae.
CCAGUAGUUACACAAUUACUUCCAAACAGAAUAUUUUGAAGAUAGAAGGGUUUCAUCAUAUCCAAUUCUCUGUCCAUCGGCGGCCUUUUUGGGUUUCUUCUCAUCAAAACCCUAGAAAGCUUUACUAACUGAUCGGAGAGGACGAAUUGGGUUCAUUACAAUUGCUUCACUCACACUCACAUAAUUCAAUUCAAUUCAGUUCUACAUUGAGGAUUUUGUAUAUUUGGAGAGAGCUAAAUUGUAUGGAUCAUCCAGUGUUCAUUUCUCGCCGUAUAAAACCAACUCUGGAACUGAAUCCAGAUUGGACAGAUCUUCCAGACCAUAUUUUAGACUUCAUUUUUGAGAAGAUAAAAACAGUGAGAGAUUCUUUGAUAUUUGGUACUAUUUGUGUUAAGUGGUACCAAAUAUUUAUGCAUAAUCGAAGUAAGUUAGUCAAAUUGAUUCGUCAUUUGGAACCAAAGCUCUUAUUUCCCAUCGAAAGCGAAGCUCACAAUUCUUGGAGUGUGUGUAGCAUAAACUCAGAACACAAGAAUGUCUUUGGGUCGGAUUUGCUACUCCCUUCCUAUAAUAAACCGUUUUCAGGGUCAUCGGAAGGAUGGUUGGCCACUCUGGAUGAUAAUUUUGGAUUUACAUUAUUCAAGCCAUUUAUGAGAACUGAGGAAAGAAGUACUGUUCACCUUCCUCCAUUGUUUCCUCCAAGUGAUGCAUUAGUUGUGAAGAAGUUAUUGGCUUAUCGUGAAUACUAUGUCAUGAAGUUCACAACAUUUACACCAGAUCCGGUAUUGAAUCCAAACGAUUUUAUUAUGGUAGCAAUAUAUGGACCUUCGUGUGAAUUGGCUUAUAUUAGAACUUCUAAAGAUGCUGCGUGGACUCAUAUACCUUCUUUACUUGAUGCAUACUAUAGUGACGUUCUUUACUACAAUGACACAUUUUAUGCUCUAUAUGACAAGGGCGGGCUUGUUGCUUUUGACAUUUCAGAAGAUUCGUCUCAGGCUCAACCAAUUAUGAAGCUGAUUGUUAGAAAUAGAAUGACUCCAGCAGAGAAAAAUCGUUAUGUUUGUAGAAGAUAUUUGGUGGAGUCGUAUAAAGGAGAACUUUUGCAAGUUCAGAGGUAUCGUGAAAGUCGUGUUGCUCAUGUCACAAAAGAAUUUAAAGUUUUCAAACUUAGUUUUGAUCAGUCUCAGUGGGUUGAAAUUAACUAUUUAGAAGAUGAAGCUUUAUUUAUUGGUGAUAGUACAUCGGUGUCUGUUGAUACAUCAUCAACUUCUACACAAUGCCAGAGUAAUUGUAUAUACUUCGUCGAUGACAAAGAUACAAUUGGUUUUGAUGUUGGACCUUUAGAUUGCGGGGUGUACAAUCUUAAAACUCGUAGUGUUUUCCGUCUUUUCAGUAUUGAUGUGAGACUCUUCCCAAAAAUGAGUGAAAGAAUACCAUUUUGGGUUGCACCUACCGUAUUCAGUAGAGGGAGUGAAGCUCAGAAAGGAACAAGUUCACAUCAUCGUCAACAAGGUCAGCAAAAGUUGUUUAUCUCUUAACAAAGUGUUCUCACAUUGUUAAUAUUCAGUAGAGAGAAACACUGUUUGUCAAUAUUCUAUUUGUUCUUUUUUUGUUUUGUGUUUUGAAUAGUGAGAUGUGACUUAGAUUUUAUCACUGGUGUUAAUAUAUAUGACAUGAGAGUACCUUUGUUAAUGAUUAAUAAUAGUUAAUGGUUGUUUAGAUUUCA